AUCCUCAGAACCCACCCUAACCCUCGCGUCUCCCUCUCUCUCUCUCUCUUUUAUUUUAUCGUAAUCGUUUUCGUUUCUUUUCCCAUUAAAAAUUUAUAGGGCCUGACGGCGGCCCCCAUGGCAUCUCACGCCGCCAAUCUCUGGGUGCUGCUAAGUUUGGGUUUAGCUGGGAUUUUGCUUGUAACCAAAAAGCUUAAGAAAACCAUUAAAGCUGACUUUGGGGCUUUUAUUCAGAAGCUAGAGCUGCUUCCGCCUCCUCAGCCUGCUCCUCCUAAAGCUCCCCACCCUCUCACCGGUCUCAGUUUCGCCGUCUCUGACGUAUUUGAUAUUGAAGGAUAUGUGACUGGGUUUGGCCAUCCAGACUGGUUGAGGACACAUGAAGCAUCUUCUCGCACAUCUCCUGUGGUUUUGGCCCUUGUUGAAGGGGGUGCCACUUGUGUUGGGAAGACUGUUGUGGAUGAACUGGCAUACAGUAUCCAUGGAGAGAAUAAGCACUAUAGCACACCAACCAAUCCGGCUGCACCUGCACGCAUUCCAGGUGGAUCCUCUAGUGGAGCGGCUGUUGCUGUUGCUGCUAAUUUUGUGGACUUCUCCUUGGGAAUUGAUACCCUAGGCGGUGUGAGGGUACCUGCAGCAUUUUGUGGUGUUAUUGGAUUCCGACCCUCGUAUGGUGUUAUUUCUAACACUGGAAAUAUACCUGUUUCAUCAAGCCUCGAUACGGUUGGAUUGUUUGCUAAGGAUCCUAAUGUUCUACGUCGAGUUGGGCUUGUGCUCUUGCAACUUCCAUAUUCCGUUCAAUGCAAUCCUAAGCAAAUUGUAUUAACUGAUGAUUGUUUUCAACUGCUAAAGAUUCCAGCAGACAGAGUUUCACGAGUGGUGAUUAAUUCCACUGAGAAGCAUUUUGGAAGACAAGGUUUGAAGCAUGAAAAUCUUGAGAAGUACUUCAGUUCUAAGGUCCCAAGCUUGAAGGAGUUCUGUAGCCUGAAAAGAAAUGGUGAUUCAGAAAUUUCAUCCUUAAGGUUGCUUGCAAAUGUGGCGCAGUUUCUUCAAAGAUAUGAGUUUAAAUGUGCGCAUGGAGAAUGGAUUAAUUCCGAAAAGCCAGUUCUUGAUUCUGCCAUCUCUGCACAAAUAAAAGAAUCAGUGGAUAUGACAAAUAAGGAGAUUGAAAUCUGCAAAUCGAUUAGGGCUGAGAUGCGUUUUGCUGUCAGUGAUCUUUUGAAGGAUGAUGGAAUUCUGGUGAUUCCUACCACUGCUUAUCCUCCUCCGAAACUUGGUAGCAAGGAAAUCUUCUCAGAUGACUACAAGAAUUGUGUUUUUAGUCUGUUGAGUAUUGCUAGCAUCUCUGGAUGCUGUCAGGUCUCACUACCACUUGGAUAUUAUGAUAAGUGCCCGGUUUCUGUGUCCUUCGUAGCCAGACAUGGGGGUGAUAGAUUUUUACUGGAUACAGUACAGACUUUAUAUUCGUCUCUACAAGAGCAUGCUGAUACUGUUGAUAAGUCUAAAUUGACACAAAAUACUGUCAAGCAGGAACAUUCUGCUGAGGCUGUUAAAGAAAAGGGUAACCAAGCAUACAAAGAUAAACAAUGGCAGAAGGCUAUUGGGUUUUAUACUGAAGCUAUCAAGCUUAGUGGCAAUAAUGCAACAUACUAUAGCAACAGGGCUGCAGCAUAUCUAGAACUAGGAAGUUUCCUCCAAGCAGAAGCAGAUUGUACCAAAGCCAUCAACCUAGAUAAAAAGAAUAUAAAGGCAUAUUUACGAAGAGGCACUGCUAGGGAGAUGCUUGGUUACUAUAAGGAGGCAAUUGAGGAUUUUAGUCAUGCCCUGGUGCUUGAGCCAACCAAUAAAAGAGCAGCCCUUUCUGCUGAGAGAUUAAGGAAGGUGUUUCAGUAGCUGGUUGGAAGCCAAAAACGAAAUUACAAUGCAGAAUUGAUUUUUAUUCCAAGUCUUGCAGUUUUCUUAAGGUCUCAAGAGAUGCCAUCAUUUUAUGUCGUUAGUAGGUAUUAUUAUUAGUUCAGUUUUGUUCCCUAUAAUAUUACUUGUAUUAUUGUAUAAUACUAUGCCUUUUGCUCCUACAUAUUGAAUUUUA
Molecule: messenger RNA, 2086 nt
Organism: Hibiscus syriacus
Lineage: Eukaryota; Viridiplantae; Streptophyta; Magnoliopsida; Malvales; Malvaceae
Product: outer envelope protein 64, chloroplastic-like
Exons: 13
Coding region: 118-1890 (590 amino acids)
Molecular function (GO): protein binding
Source: RefSeq, a predicted model, not a curated record